AUGACCCAAACAGCCUUUUCUGCGCUGGAUGCAAAGGUGUCCAAAUCGGAGCUCCUGAUGAGCGUCGCGCCUCUCCGUCUCAUGUGUGCGGGCGGCUGCGUAGCCGUUAUGUAUAUGAACGUGCGUGGUUCAACGGAAGAUGUCGAUAUACUUGUUGAUCCAAACGUCGAUACGGCCCCUGAAUACCAGACAGCCUUCGCGCAGGCUAUUCGCGCCGUGUCAGAAUCGCAGAAACUCCAGACCGACUGGAUGAACGACGAGCUGAAAGGCAUGGAGUGGUCGCUCGAGUGCAAGCUUCGUCGCAUCGAAUCUGCCCGGCGCCAGCUGGAUAUUGAUGAUGCUACAGCUCUGGUGCACCAUAAUAUGCAGAGUACCGGGCAGCCUCUGGGUGUGCAAUACUUGCAAGCACUCAACUUUAACGGCUUCGAGACACCGAUUUCGCGGGCAAUAGCCACCGUGAAGAGGCAGUAUGAGAGACAAUACGGCCAGGUCGGCAUCGCUGAUAUCGAAUGGGAUGAACAGGCCAGGACGUAUAGAUACAACGCCCUUGAUGGCACUGUAUGCUAUGUUUAG
Molecule: messenger RNA, 573 nt
Organism: Anthostomella pinea
Lineage: Eukaryota; Fungi; Ascomycota; Sordariomycetes; Xylariales; Xylariaceae
Source: the annotation of a GenBank genome assembly